UAAAAAUGCAAAAUACAAUUCCAUUGAAAGAAGAAAGCUCAAAUAUUUAGUUAUUUAACAUUUUUACUACGUUGCCGAAACACACAAACCACACCAAAAUUUCUACGUUCGAAAAGGAACAUCAAAACAUCGUAUUCCCAACAAAUUUUUGACAGGAUGGAAAAACAUUAUUAAGGGAGAGAAUCCAUCAAACACGAAAGCAGUUAUCAAGAAAUGAUAAACAACUGUUUAAACUAAAACAUUUACUAGAAAGGAAAGAAUGGGAAAAGAUCGACAGAAUAACACUCAGUAGAAUGGAAUCAACACUAUAGUUGUUAUCCAAUGAGAGACAAACAAGAAAAUGUAACAAAAUCCAAACAAAACAACUCGAGACUCCGAAGACAAAUAUGAAACAGACUGUAAUCAUUCUCUCAAAUCGGUCAUUCACAGAUGACGAAACAAGCUUACUAGCCAAAGGAGGAAAUUUCAAUAUAACCUCACAGACAAUACCUACAAAAGAAAUCAUUGCCAAUAUAGAAGCCGAAAUUGAAAAACUACCACUUAAUGUCAAAGAAGAGGUACACGCAGUUAAUCUGCAAGAAAUCUACGGAAAGUCAAACCACCAAAAAGCAAUAUUUUAAGAGGCGAGAAGGCAGUUAUAAGAAAUAUCAAUGAGGAUAAAAACAUCAUAAUUUUACCCGCCGACAAAGGAAAUGCAACAGUUGUCAUGAACACAUCGGACUACAGGAGCAAGCUGGUCAAUCAAGACACAUACAGGAAUAUGACGAAAGAUCCAACACAGAAGAUUUUAAGAAAAACCACCAAAUUAAUAAAAGAGUCGUCACUACCGCCGGCGACAAAGAAGAAAAUCUGCACUACUGAAGCAAGACUAUGUGGAUUACCAAAAAUUCUCAAAGAUAAUGUACCACUAAGAUUAAUAUCAAGUGCCCUAGGAUCCACCAACUUACAACCUGGACAACCAUCUGGAGAAAAUACUGCAAAAACACGUGGGGCAAGACAAAAUACUACGUGCGAGACUCUACGAACACUUAAAGAGUAUAAGCAUAGAGCCUAA
Molecule: messenger RNA, 1054 nt
Organism: Psylliodes chrysocephalus
Lineage: Eukaryota; Metazoa; Arthropoda; Insecta; Coleoptera; Chrysomelidae
Source: the annotation of a GenBank genome assembly